Messenger RNA from Myotis daubentonii (Daubenton's bat), 894 nucleotides. RefSeq names its product kallikrein-7-like. The record is from RefSeq and is a predicted model, not a curated record. Gene Ontology annotation, molecular function: serine-type endopeptidase activity. Gene Ontology annotation, cellular component: secretory granule. NCBI's taxonomy places the organism in Eukaryota, Metazoa, Chordata, Mammalia, Chiroptera, Vespertilionidae. Gene Ontology annotation, biological process: positive regulation of antibacterial peptide production; proteolysis.
GGUGGGUGCAGACUGGGGCUCCUGGGUCUGAGGGAGGAGGUGGGUGCAGACUAGGGCUCCAGGGUCUGAGCAAAGAGAAGGGACCUGGAGACCAGGAGUCCUGCUUCCUGAACUCUCUGUCUUUCCAGCCCCCGCACAGAAGGCCCCUCCUCCGUGGCAGCCACAGAGGCUCAGACAGGACACAUGGCAGGUCCCCUGCUCCAGCCCCUGCUGCUCCUACUGCUGUCCUUCGCCCUGGGAUCUGCUGGACAAGCAGCCCAGGAUACCGGGGAGAGGAUCAUUAACGGAGUUCCAUGUCCAAGAGGCGCCCAACCCUGGCAGGUGGCCCUGUUUACGGACCGUGGGAUCCAGUGUGCAGGGGUGCUAGUCGACAAGGACUGGGUGCUCACCGUCGCCCACUGCCGCAAGAGUGAGUAUAUCGUGCAAAUGGGCAGUGAUCUUCUGGUUGAUGGAAAUGCCCAGAGGAUCAGGGCCACACAGUCCUUCGUCCACCCCCGGUUUGACGCGGCCAGACGGGUCCAUGACAUCAUGCUGGUGAGGCUGAGCAGCCCGGCCACGCUCUCGUCCACCGUGAGGACAGUCGGCGUGCCCUCCAGGUGCAAACAGCCUGGGACCAGUUGUACCGUCUCCGGCUGGGGCAGCACCACCGUGGAUGUAGUGAGGAGCACACCGCAGCUCAUGUGCUCCCGCGUCCGCAUGGUCUCCUACAAGGACUGCAGGAAGCUUUUCCCGGCCAUGUUGAGGAGAUUCAUGCUCUGUGCUGCUGCUCCCGACAGACAGUCCUCCGCCUGCAAAUUCUCUGCCCGGGGCCGGGUGGGAGCCCACGGGGGCCGGCGUGGCCUUGGGGGUGGGCACAAAGUCCCUAACAUGAGUUGGAAAAAGGGGCUACAAUGA